AUGGUGGAGGACGUCUACUCAAAGCAGGGCAAGUUCAAAAACUGGUUGGCUGUAUGUGAUGUCCACCCCAGAUUCAUGGACGACGAGGUCUCCUUGGAGGUCUCCAUUGCUUUGGGGCUCUUGCUGUCUGAACUGAGUGAAGAGCCAUGGAAAGGAAAGGUGAUCCAAUUCAGUCGUGAGGCUCAGCUACAUUCCAUACAAGGCGGCGACGAUCUUAGGUACAAGUACGAGUUUGUGAGGAGGACGACCUGCGGUGUCGACCUUGAUUUUGAGAAGCUGUUUGAUUUGAUUCUCCAAGUGGCUGUGAAUGAGAACUUGAAGCUGGAUCAGAUGAUCAAGAAAGUGUUGGUGUUGAGUCACGCGGACUUUGAUAGUGCCAGUGUGGCCCAAACUUCUUGGGAGAUUGAUUACCAGGCAAUACAGAGCAAGUAUAAGGAGAAAGGGUACGGGGAUGUUGUGCCACACAUGGUGUUUUAG
Prunus armeniaca (apricot) is the source of this 477-nucleotide messenger RNA. NCBI's taxonomy places the organism in Eukaryota, Viridiplantae, Streptophyta, Magnoliopsida, Rosales, Rosaceae. The record is from the annotation of a GenBank genome assembly.